AUGGGUUCAUCCCCGCACACCAGCACCUCUCUUGGGGCGCGUGACCGGAGCCGGGGGUCCGAAAAGCCAGGGCUCACGCCACCGCCCUCGGUACGCCGCCACACUGCCGUCAAUCAACACUCCUGCCCCCCCCCACCCUCCGACCCAGGCCGAGCCCCGGGACUCCGCGCGGGGGCGCGGCCCGGGGACCGACCGGACCGCGAUCGCUGUGUCAAGGAGGGGGACGGACAGACGUCACUCGGAGAGCUACUAAGUUGUGCGCGAGUGCGCGCUCGGGGUCCCCAGGGCACGACCCCUGGGGGAUGGGGGAGCGCAGGCGGCAGAGCCUCGGCGGGACGUCGCUCGGGCCCGUCGCGCUCACCUCUCGAGCUGCGCCGCCUUCCUCCGCCGCUGCCGCCGCCUCCUCCCGGUGAGUGCAGCGGGGUCUGCCCUGUGGAACCACCAUACCAGUCCCGCCCGCUGCUGCAGCGCCGCCGCCGCCACUCCUCAGCCGCCUCAGCCGCCGCUCUUUGUUCCCCCUCCUCAGCCGCCGCUCCUCAGCCGCCCGCCUCGGCCGCCCGGACCCCACGAGCCGCCGCUACGCUCUGCCGCCCUCUCGGACCCCGGCCUCGCCCUCCUCGCCGCGCCGGCCGCCGCCUUCGCCUCCGCGCCGUCGACGCCGCCGCCACCGACGCCGACGCCUCCUCUUCCGCGCCCCCCUCGUUUUCAUUGAAAGCAAACAAGCAUCAUGGCGGCGGCCGCCGUCCCCCUCCCACCCCAGCCAGCGAGCGCCCCGCUCACCGCCGUCUCUCCAACAUCCCGGCUUCCUAUUGGCUGACGCUGCUGGACGCGACCAUCCCGCGUCGGGUGGGGGGGUGACUCCUCGCAGCUCGACGCUUUAGCCCCGUCUACGUUCCCCCGCGUCUCAGAGUAGUGAGCCGGCCCGGCGCGCUCCUGCCCGCCCUCCCAGCCUCUCUUCCCGCUCUCUCUGCGCCUAUGCUUCUCCGCGCCUUCUAUUUCCUCUCCUAAAGCUGUUCUUCCACGGUUCAGUUGCUCCUUUUCUUUCUCGUCCACUUUUAUAUCCACUUUACCAUUGAUUUUCCCCCUCCUCUUGAUUCACUUUUUUCUUCCUUGGCCUGUCAAUCACAGAUAAAAUUCUCAGUCGGUUAACCCUGUCCAGUAUCUUGAUCUGCCGAGAGACAAAACUUUAAAUUUUCAAUAGUCAACUAUUGUUCCUGCCCUAACUAUGCAGAAAAAAAAAAUUAACAGGCAGUUUUUGAUAAUGGAGUCCUAAUUUAAGUAACGAAUCAUAGCUGCAUUCAAAGGCUAACACAGUCUAUUCAUGACAAACUGUGUUUUCAGGUAAACUGGAAAAGGAAUGGGCUGAUUAAUGAUACUAACAUCAGGAAAAAGUAGCUGACUGGUAUUCUGGACACAGGGAUUAAUCCAGCUCCACCUUGUCGAGUCAUAGUGUAUGGGCAAGAGUAACACCCAACAGACUUAAAAUACACCGGCACUAUAGACUGACGGGUUCAGCGUGAAGGAAAAGAGCUGCCCCUACCUCCAUGGGGCAGAUCAGCCCAAAAGCUGAGCGUGAAAUGGUUUCCAGGAACUAACAAGGAAAAAAUAAGUGCAUGUCUCUCACAGAAGUCCAUCAGGAAUGAGUUCCAGGAUGUGGGAACUGCAAGGCUGUUGCCUAAGGCAGGAGAGAACUGGGCAAGCAAAACACUGAGGGACAAAAGGCCUUCCAAGAACCAGAUGUUCUGUUCAAGGCAGUUUGUGUUUGCCUGGCCCCAGCAUUGCCUUGAGAUCACCCACUGCCUACCGUUUGCCAGGAUAGCAGUGUCAGUCUAGGCUUCUGGUGCCAUGAGACACUGGAAAAGUUAAGGCAAUGGAAACACCCAUCAUACGUGAGGAAUUAGUAAGGACAGGCGCAGAUGAUCUACCUGAAGAUAUAUGAGCUACCUGAAGCCCUGACCUAUGCAGGUCAAUCAGUGCCUAUUUUAUACAAAGAGUACAACCAGGCUGAGGGGCCAAGGGUGUAGACAUCCUGCUGGGCUGUUCCCAUUCCAGUGCUGUGCCCUGGGAACCUGUGCUCCAGCCUAGAGAAGAGGGUGUCUUUUUGCAACUCAUCUGCCCAAGGGGAGCUGCACUUUUGAGAGUGACUGUAGGCCUCCAGAGGAGCCUCGUUAUGUAACAAAAAACCUUAGCCUCAUUAAGCAACAAUUCUAUUAUAAUUCAGAAGUCAGAUACUUAGACAGUUCUACUGGUCUCACUUGUGGUCUUUCAUGCCAGUGCCUCACAGAGGUGUUGAAUGAUGGAUAUCUGGCACAUUUGUAUCCCUUAACCAAGCUCCUCCAUCUAUGUUGGGAGUGCUUCCUUUUACCUUUGUGGAUGAUCUUCUCCAGUUGGAGGUCAUUCUGGAUCACUAUCCGGGCAACUCAGGGAUCUAAGGGAAAAGAAAAAGAGUCACUCAAGUCUUCUUUCUCUGUAUUCCAUUCGCCAGGCACGCACAAGCACAGCGUGGAUUUAAGAGAGGAGACAAGCCAAGGAGCAGUUGUGCACGCACAUAGCCCGGUGCACCUAUUCAGCACCAUUGAGGUAGACUAGCCCUGCAAAGACUGGGGUCCCCAAGAAUGCAUGGUAUUGCUCAAAUUGAUUGCAUUAACGAUUGUCUGAUCAAGCCAAUCCUGGCAAACUGAACUGCCAAAGAACCAGAGCGCUUUAUUAUAGAAGGUCCAUGGUUUUAUAAGGGAAAGACAAGCCAUACCAGAGAGCAUGAAAUAUGGACCCGGGGUAGUUAUUCGAUUCUGAAAAUCCUCUGCUAAGGUGGAGGCUUGGUGUCCGAGGAGCACCGCUGACAACCUGAGUCCCUUAUCCGUGUGUGCUAAGGACAGUAAUAUAUCCUUGCCAUCCACCUCUCUUUCUCUGGGCUCAGCCCCACAGUUUUCUUCAGUUAGAAUGUGGUAUUAUAAAGUUACAGGUCCCCAUCAAUCGUCUUCACAGUAUUUUGUUAUCUUUAGGUCUAGUGUAUUAGAUUUCAUUUGAUUCAAAAUUCAGUUCAAACAGCUUUAAGGAAUAAGAAAAUGAGAAAGGAAAUUAGUUGGCUCAAAUAGCUUUGAAGGCCAGGAAAAGUAUACCAUUCAAGUGUGACUUGAUCUGGGGACUGAGGACAUUCUAAGAUCUAGUCUCAUCCAUGGUGACCACGUCAUCAGAAGCCAUAUUGAAUCAAAGCAGAUGUUAACUUCUACAGGGUUUAAGACCAGCAAGAAAAUGAGAGUUUGUCGUCUUGGGCCUGACUUCAUUUCUAUUUCUGAACUAAAUACCAUCUUCAGGAGAAUCUCUUACCCUGACCAGAAAGAAAUCACAUUCCAUCCCCAUACCCCCAUGUAAUUGGGCUGGAUUCAGAAGAAAUGGAGAGAAUUGGGGUGAGAGGUGAGAUGAUGCUGUUGGGAAAGAGAAACAGAAGCAGAAUGGCAGGAAGCCACAGAAACCUAAAGUUUAUUCUCUCUCCAGUCUCCUACAUUCAGAGGCCCCUGCUAGCCUCUUCUCUUCUCAACGUGUCUGAUUUGUCCCGGUUUCAAUCCUGCCGGGUAGAAUUGAGAGAUGUCUGGAAGUCUUCUAAACCAGAAAACAGGUCUUCUGCUCUGAGCUCAACAUGCUCCCUGAAGACUCACCUCAGAGGAUCAACAAGAACCGGACGAGGCAGCAGGUCUGUUUCUGUUUUGACCUAUGUAUCAUGGUUUCAAAGAAUUAAGCUAAUUUUCAAUUGCUAUACAAAAAUUACUAGGGACUUGGAGGGCACCUCAAGUGUGCGUCACCUGACUAUUAUAAACAAGGCUCUGGCUUGGCUCCUCACGAGAAGAAAUAAGAAAGAAAAAGUGUCAGUCAUGAAUUUGGGAGUAACUUAAAAAGCAGAAAAGCAUGAAGAAGAAAGUGUGCCUCACCCUGGUUCCCACCCCAACCGCACCCCCUAAAAGCUAAGCAUUUGGAUUUGGACUUCUGGUAAACCUCAAGCUUACUUGCCAGAUAAAAGUAUUUACUCCCAGGAUGAGAAGUACUGAAGUGUCCUAACUACUAAAGGUUUCAUGCCCUAAAGUUUAAUGCAUGUUCUGAGAAUGUCUUGAAACAAGGCAAGUUUUAAAGUUAGGCAAAUCACAUUCCAAAUAACAUUCCUGGUACAUUUUUGUUUCACUAACAGAUACCUACCAAUUCAGGCUAGUAAACCUGUAAAUUUUUGGCAGCGGGUGCAUCUGGAGGGGGCAGGUGGGGAGAUCAUGGCUCAGUGGGUAAGAGCACUUCCUUGUGCAAGCAUGAAGACACCCCAUCAUCUUUCUGACCUCUUCAUAAAUGCACAUUUAUGUGUUUUCGGAAACUUUGGCCCCAGCAACGAGCAGGUGAUUUGGUGUCAGUUUUGAUGUGUAGGGCAGAGGGGUUUGGGCAAUGCUGGAAAAGCCCAGAGAUUCCUUCCACCUCAAAUGUAAGCUACCAACGCCUACAAGUGAUUAAUCACCGAUCCUCCCCUGGGUGAAGAGCACUGUCCGUUACAUUGCUCCUUAUUAUAAGAUACGAGGUGUUAGAGAGAUGGCAGGAACCAAACUGAAAGUCUGUAAAGUGAAUUGCAGAGAAUUCUCAAAACUAAUCCUGUAUCCUGUGAUGAUUAAUUUUGCUUGUCACCUUGGUUGGAUCUAGAAUCAAUUAAAUGGCAGGUCUUUUCAAGGGUACUCUUUUUUUUUUUUUUAACUUCUAAUUGUUUUAAGACAGGGUCUCACUAUGUAGUCCUGGAUGGCUUGGAAUUCACUAUGCAGACCAAAUUAUAUAUAAAUAAAAAGGUUUCCCAGAGGCAUCAGUUCAUGGUUGCUUCCUCUUGUUGCCUUUGUGCUAGAAGCAAGACAAAGGACACUUGGUGGUAGGAAUAUAGAGAGACGAGAGCUACUCGGCCAUGCUGAGCGAUGCACCGUGACCAGCUGUCUCAAGCCCCCGAUGCAGCAACUUCCCUACAAUAACCGAUGGUAACCCGGAACUGGGAGUGGAACUAUUUUCUCAACAGCAGGAGAAACUAAGCACAGGGAACAAGUCCCAGGAGGGCGAGCAGCACCCCUGACCAUCACCAGAGGAAAUUCAAACAAAGCGUUUUCAUUUCCUAUCCGUUUGUUCGGAAGAUCAGUUUUUCCUCUUCAAGUUAAUACUGUUUCCUUUACUAAAGUAAGAUUCUUAUUGUGUAAAAAUUAACCACUUCAGAACAUAUAAUUCAGUAGCGUUCAGUGCACUUGCAAUACUGUAAACCCACCUCUCUCCGGUUAUAAAGUAUUUUCAUCCCAUAUCAGAGCACAUUGGAGAUGUCGUGAGAUACCACUUUAACUCGCUUACUGCUGUGAAACAACAGACAUCAGACUCACCGGAUCUUGUUAUCGAGUGCACUAUUUCAAUGCAUAACUAGGGGAUGGAGAGGUGGGUCCGUGGUUAAGAACACUUAUUGAUCUUCCAGACGACUAGGGUUCGUAUGUAAAUGACUGCAAUAGAACAGAGAGGGUUUUGUUUUGGUUCUUUGUCUUUGCGCGCGUGCAUGUAAUGGUGUAUCAGACGCAUGUGUUUGUGUGUGUGAGUGUGGGCUUGAGAUUGCCAUAGCAUGAUCCAGAGGUCGGAGGACACCUCUAGCAUUGGGUCUUUCCUUCCACCUUGUCUGAGGUAGGGCAGGGUAUCUUUUUUGUCCUCUGCUGUGUAUGCCAGACUAACUGGUCCAUGAGCAUCUGGGGAUUCUCUUGUCUUUGUCCUUCUUGCAGUAGAACCACUUUCAUUAUAGAAUCACAUUACUGCAUGCAGAUUUUAUGUGGCUAUAGGUCCUUCUGCCUUCCAGAUAAGCCCUUCACUCCCUGAGCCCUCCCCUGGCCUUUUCUUUCUUUCUUUUUUUUUUUUUUACUCUAAGACAGUGUCUCCUGUAUCCCACACUGACUGUGGAUUUGCUACAUAGCCAAAGAUUCCCUUGGACUUCUUUACGUUUACCAUUUGCUUGGUUUAGACAGGGUCUCAUUAUGUGGCUGGCCUGAAAUUGGUUAUGUAGGCUGGGAUUAAAGGAAUGCACCAGCACACCUGACUUAAUUUUAAUUAUGUUCAUGAGAGAGAGUGAGAGAAAGAGAGGGGAGGGUUGUAUAUAUGAAUACAUAAGCCUACAGAGUCCAGAAGAGGACAUCAGAUCCCCUGGGGCUGAAGUUACAGGUGGUUGUGAGCCACACCUAACAUGGGUACUGGGAAUUGAACUUGGGUCAUCUAGAAGAGCUAUUUAUGGUCGUAACCACUGAACCAUCUCUCUAGGCCUCUUCAUUUUAUUAUUAAUUUUAAUCACAUUUUUAUUUAUUUUAUGGGGGGUUGCCAUGUCACAUGUGUGGAGGUCAUAGGACAACGUGAGUGUAUUCGUUCUCUUCUAUUAUAUGGGACCCAGGGAUUGAACUCAGAUCAUCAGGCUGGGCAGUAAGUGUCUUUACCAAUUGAACAGUCUCACAGGCCGGGACCUUGAGCACUCGAUCCUCCUGACUUCCUCCCGAGCUCAGCUCAUAGGCAUGCAGCACCACUGGCUUGUGUGGUCCCAGGUAUCAAACUCAGAACCUUACACAUGCUAGGCAUGAUAACUAAUCUCAGCUGCCAGCUUGGCUUCAUCUGGAAAUAACUAAAAUCCAAGGUUGGGCACCCAGGGGAUUUUGUUGAUUGGAUCAUUUGAAGUGGAAAGACUUACUCUAAAAUCUGGAUCAUUUGAGGUCAGAAGACACACCCUAAAUCUGGGCCACACUUUGGUGGCAGCUUAUAUAAAGGGCAUGGAAGAAUGAAAUUUUGGGGUUUUGUUUUUGCCUGCUUGCCCUCAUUCCCGCUGGCAAGUUCAUCUAACCUGCUGCUUCUUCUCUAGUAGUAGAACCUACUUCAGGAUUCCAAAGAAGACUGAGAUUCAGGAGGGCUGGAGAGAGCUUGGCAGUUAAGAGUAAUUGUUCCUGCAGAGGAUUCUCAGUAUCCACAUGGACUCACAACUGUCUGUAACUCCAGGAUCAGAGGAUCUGAUGCCCUCUUCUGACCUCCUUGGGUACGAGGCACGCACAUGGUACAGAGACAAGCCAAACACUCAUACACAUAAUUAAAUAAAUCUUUAAUGCAUUCUUUCACUCACUCACUCAUUCAUUCAUUCCAUCCAUUCAUUCAAUCAGUUCCUCUACAGAGCCCUGACUAAUGCACUAAUCGUGUAUACACUUACUCAACUAAGCUACUACCUCCCCUGCCCACAGACACAGAGUUUCUCUCAUAAGUGUUUUAUCACAAAUACAUAUCUUCAGCUUUUCUGCUUAAGUUGAUACAGUCAUAGGACUUUUCCUGUUGAUCUUCAGAUACUGAAACACCUUGUAUAACUGGGAUGGAUCCCUGUCAGUGGAAGAAUGUCAUCCUCUUUGUACAUUCUUAGAUUUGAUCUGCCAAUGUUUUCAUGCGUUUAUUUACAUAAGUUAGGAGAGAUAGGGAUUCAUGGUUUUCUUUCUUGUGCUAUCUUUAGAUGAGAGUACAACUGGCCCAUAAAACCAGUGAAGUGGCCCCUCUUCUAUUUGAAGGAACAAAUCUUAUAUUUGGCGAAGUACUCCAUUUCAGCCUGGGCCUCCUUUAUCUUUCCCCAUCUGUUCCCUUUCCUUACUCUGACAGUUUUUGUUGCUGUGGCGAAGUCACAUGAAGUAACUUAUGGUGGCUCAUGGUUUCAAAGGCUUCAGUACAUGGCUACUGGACCCAUCACUUUGGGCCUGGCAUGAAGCAGAGACCAUGAGCAUGUGGAAGAGGAACUCAUCCACCUAAUGGUGGCUAAGAAGAGAGAAAGCAGAGUAAGGGAACAAGAUACAUCUUCCUCGGGCACAACCUACUGACCUAUGUCCUCUAACUGGGCUCCACCUCCAAACACAUCGAGACUUCACAUCGAGAAUCCAUGAAAGAAAAACCAAUUGCUUUGACCAGAGUCCUUAGGAUCAAAUUAUUUCCCAGAAGCCUAUUAGCCACCAAACCCCCAUUGUAGAAGCCUGUGGGGGGACAUAUAUUCAAACUCUUUUUUAAAAGAUUUUAUUUAUUUUAUGUAUGUAGGUACACCAUCACUGUCUUCAGACACAUCAGAAGAGGGCAUCAGAUCUCAUUACAGAUGGUUGUGAGCCACCAUGUGGUUGCUGGGAUUUGAACUCAGGACCUCUGGAAGAGCUGUCAGUGCUCUUAACCGCUGAGCCAUCUCUCUAGCCCCAUAUUCAAACUCUUAACAGUUUUAUUUGUGUCUUAUAGGUAACAUAUAGUUGAACUGUGGUUUUUUUUGUUUGUUUGUUUGUUUUUUAUUCAUUUUAUAUAUGAUGAGUACAUUGUCACUGUCUCCAGGCACACCAGAAGAGGGAAUCGGAUCUCUUUACAGAUGGUUGUGAGCCACCAUGUGGUUGCUGGGAAUUGAACUCAGGACCUCUGGAAGAGCAGUUGGGUGCUCUUAACCGCUGAGCCAUCUCUCCAGCCCCUGAACUGUGUUUUUUUUAACCCAUCAUUCUUUCUCUUUUCAAGAUUUAUUUCAUUUUUCUAAGUGUGUGUGUGUGUGUGUGUGUGUGUGUGUGUGUGUGUGUGUGUGUGUGUGUGAUUGGCCGCGUGCAUGUGAAUGCAGAUGCCCAGAGAUCAGAGACACUGGAUCCCCCUGGAACUGCCUGACAAGGAGGCUGGGAACUGAAUCUGGGUCCUCUGUAAGAGCAGUGCACACUCUUAACCACUGAGGCCUCUGCCAGCCCCCAGACUACUUCAUCUAGCACAACCAUUGAAGUGCUACGACUAAGUCAGUCAUUUAAACGUUUGGGUUUUGCAUUUUUCUUGUUUGCUCUGUGUGUCAGCCUAUUUUUUGUCUGUUUUGUUUUGUUUUGCUUUCCCAGGACUCCCUAUUGGCCGCUUGGCCUUCCUUGUGUUUCCCUAAAGUUGCAGUUGUACCCCAUUGUAGUUUUCUUGUGCUGUAUCAUACCCAUAAACAGCUUAUCACAACCUA
Rattus norvegicus (Norway rat) is the source of this 8995-nucleotide messenger RNA. The record is from RefSeq and is a predicted model, not a curated record. Lineage: Eukaryota; Metazoa; Chordata; Mammalia; Rodentia; Muridae.